Messenger RNA from Pocillopora damicornis (cauliflower coral), 2411 nucleotides. Its product is annotated as proteasomal ATPase-associated factor 1. The record is from RefSeq and is a predicted model, not a curated record. NCBI's taxonomy places the organism in Eukaryota, Metazoa, Cnidaria, Anthozoa, Scleractinia, Pocilloporidae. Gene Ontology annotation, molecular function: protein binding.
CUAUCACAUCAUUUUCUUGUAAACAACAUGCACUUGAUCAUAUAUUCUAAUGGCAUUGUCCAAUCCCACUGAAAAAAAUUCACAUGGAACUAAACGGCACUGUCAGUAAAUUUUCCAAGCAAUUCUCCUACCUUUUUAACUUUUUCUACAAAUAAAAUUGGCAUUUAGCUACUGUGGACUUAAUCCAAUCACAUGUUAAUUCCUUGUAAACAACCUGCAUUUUAUCACGCAUUUCACACACAGGACAAAGUCCAGAUAGACAACAACCAAUCAAGGAGCACUCUUUAAAAUAUCAUCCUUUUCUAUUGUUCAAUGUAUUUUCACAUAUUCAAGAUCACAGUAUAUCUUGUUUAGGGUCUAUUGGAGAUACAACAUAGUUUCAGUUUGCCUUUCGUAGUAAAAUUACAUGGAAUUAUAUUUUGGAAGCAAUUUACUGUAGACAUAUAAUUUUGAUUGUCUCUCUGCAAGAGGAACAGCAGUAAGUGUAGUCUCUUUUGCAACCAUUAUUUGAUCUCAUCACACAAUGCGCUCUCCCUCAAAUGGGGAAUGUAUGGUGUUGUGUGACAAAACUAAACAACAGUUGUGAGGGAAGCAACAGUAAGUGUGGCACAAAUGCAUUAUAUGCAAUGCCAAAAAAAUUAUUGUUGCAUGCUAUGCAUGCCUAUGUUUUAUGAUAUGCCUCAAGUAUGCCUGAUUGUGUUUGGGUUGUAUUUGAGGUAAAGAUAAGUCUUCAGUAAUAUGUAAUCUUUCCUAAAUGUAUUUUUUUAGAAACCCUGGUGGAAAGGCUUGGAUUUCUUGCUCGCGAAUCAACCAGCCCACAAUUUAUGGAGAACUUGUCAGACCAAAAAGCAUUGAAGAAGAUGUAGAUAAUAACACCAUAUCUGUUGAGGCCUCAGAAGGAUUUUCAGUACAAAAUGUCAGCAAGACUAGCCUUACUCUGUCAUUUCCAGAAGCAAAUUGUUCUUCAAAAUUUAUUUCCCCAAGUGGAUCUUUCCAAAAUCUUCACAGCAAAAGUGUUCGAUGUAUAGAUAUAUCCCCUGGAGGGGGACUAGGUGUGUCCAGUGGAGAUGACAGCACUCUUCUUGUCUGGGAAACUUCCACUGGUGUUGUUAGGCAUGAUCUUCAAGGUCACAUUUCAGACAUAAAUACUUGUAAAUUCUUUCCAUCUGGAAAAGUUGUUCUCAGUGGUGGUGCUGAUUUGCAGCUAAAAAUCUGGUCAGCAGAAGAUGGAAGUUGUCCUGUGACAUUGAAGGGCCAUACAGGAGGAGUUGUUGACACAGCUAUUGUUGACAGAGGAAGAAAUGUUUUAUCAUGUUCUAGGGAUGGAACUGUACGGCUGUGGGAUUGUGGAGAAGCCAAGUGUCUGGCAGUUGUGUCAAGUGGUGACUGUCCUGUGAAUUCAUGCGCAUUGACACAGCUCCAAGGGAUGGAAAGUACUCCUGAGUCAGACAACCAAUCUAGUGAGCGAGAGGUUGGGACUGUUGGGAAAUUACUUUUACUCGCCCAAGAAGACGGAUUUCUUGAGGGUGUGGACGUACGUAACAAGGAAAAGGUUUUUCAGGUUAAAUGUUCGUCAGCUGUGAACUGUUGUGCAUUUUUGUCGGAACACGAAGCUGUCGGUGGAACAGAGGAUGGUUCCUUGUGGUGUGUAGACGUUAGAUCUCCAAGUUCACCAGUUGGCGUGUUUCGCCGUUCAUCCUCGCCUAUACUUUCUUUAUCAACCACUGGUGAUCGAGCAUUUCUAGCAUCUUCGCGAGAUGGGGCAUGUUUUUGUUGGAGUGCGAAACUGUUGAGGCAUGGAGGAAGCGAAGAAGUGACGAGCUGGGAGUUGAUCGGACCCGAUUACGACCCAGUUUACAGUAUUUGUCGCUCGGCCAACACAGUGCACUCUGCUUGUCGCGACAAAACCAUUAGAAAAUAUAUUCUUAAGAAGUCUGAACUUCCCACCUAAGACUGUGGGUAUAUGUACAGAUAUGUCCAUUGUAGAAAACCUUUAGCGAAAUAGCUUUAAGAGGAACUUUCAUCCAUCCAUGGUGGUACUCCAAGUGCAAACUUGUCGUCUCAGGAGCUAUAGCGGUAUCUUGCCGAUAAUCACUUUCGAAGUCGUCUUUGUUGCAGUGGAAUUUGUCUAAAUCAGUUUUAUGCGACCGCAGGCGCCAGAUAUGAGGUGCCCUCUCCUGUCUUUGGAUUUAUUUGUUGCCACCCAUUUUGAAUGUCUGCGUUCCAUGUGUUGUCCUUGUGACUUAGUUUCGGUCACAGAAGCUUUGAAUGCAAUCUUUGCCCUUCAAACACGAGGAUCUACUGCAAGAUUCCGUUAAUUGAACUCACGUGAUCCAAGCUUUACAUAUACACAAGAAUCAUAGUUCACAACAAAGUUCAAUCAAAUGUUCACCAACCUCUAUUGAAACUAA